This is a messenger RNA of Sordaria macrospora k-hell, 738 nucleotides long. RefSeq lists its product as uncharacterized. Lineage: Eukaryota; Fungi; Ascomycota; Sordariomycetes; Sordariales; Sordariaceae. The record is from RefSeq and is a predicted model, not a curated record.
AUGCCGCCAUCAAGACUGCGCAUGAGAGACGAUGUCCAACUCCGCCCCGACAAUUUCCUCAACCUACCCUACUACUGGACCAUAGCCCGGAACAAAACACACGAGGUCCUCUUCACGAGCAUAACAAACGGCUUAGAUCUUAUCAGCAACACAACCUCAGCAUCGGGUCUGUCGCAGAAAUACAUCACUCCAUGGACCAAACAGCUGAUUCCAGGCAGUUGUCAAACCUCCCACUCGGUUGAUCCGAUAACGAGCAGCAAUAACCCUGGCGCGCCAUUGAACUGCUCUCAAGCAUGCGUCGAUAUCUCCCUCCUCUUUGGCUCCCUUGCCACGUUGGCCAACUGCAUCACCCUUUCGUCGGCGGCCCUGACGAUCCAGAACAGAAGCCUCUCCCUCGGUCCACCGACCAAUUCUACCGCUCUCGCUCAGUUCGGCGUGACUUCCGCAGAUCUCACAAACUUCAACGGAGAUGCAAUGCUGAGAGGUGAAGUCCAAUGUGCUGUCGCGUCUUGUCCCGACUGUUCCCAAAACGAGCUCUCCGCGCUGCAUAAUCGUAACCUUUCCACUCUCGGAUCUGAUGACUUUUCCAUCAUCUCUGCCGGACUUGCCCAUUACUGCGAGGGGUUCGUAGCCAGGAUUGACUCGGACGUUGCCGGCCCUGGUGUCCUAAUAUCCCACCUCUCCCAAAGCUACCUCACCCUGUUCUUCUUCCUCCUCAUCAAACUCUUCAACUCCUGA